Molecule: messenger RNA, 4170 nt
Organism: Ochotona princeps (American pika)
Lineage: Eukaryota; Metazoa; Chordata; Mammalia; Lagomorpha; Ochotonidae
Gene: GLCE
Product: glucuronic acid epimerase
Exons: 4
Coding region: 395-2230 (611 amino acids)
Biological process (GO): heparan sulfate proteoglycan biosynthetic process
Cellular component (GO): Golgi apparatus
Molecular function (GO): heparosan-N-sulfate-glucuronate 5-epimerase activity
Source: RefSeq, a predicted model, not a curated record
UUUUUUUAAGUAUGAGGAAUAAAGACAUGAAUCCGAAGACAGCCUUUUGUCAGCAUCAAUGUCCUGGGCUGGGAAACAUGAGCAUCUUAACAAUGGCGCCCUGUUGGAAGUGGAGAGAGCGGAGAGGCCGACGGGGGUGGGGGUAGAGGGGCGGCGUUCUCCCAGCUUCGGACGCGCCCCGUGCACCACAGGAUGCGCUGUAACCAAGGCAACGGCGCCUCAAUUUGCAAAGGUGAGGAAGCCGGCUUCCCUCCUCAGGUCUACUAGAUGCCUGUAUGGCGGCCGAGCAGGAGCAGGAACUCGCCCAGCCACUUGCACCUCGCCACCUCGGCGCGAGCGCCCGCGGCCUCGGACUACCUCAGGUCGCUAGUACCUCUGCCGGUAUGGUCUGAAUAUGCGUUGCCUGGCAGCUCGGGUCAACUACAAGACUUUGAUUGUCAUCUGCGCACUCUUCACCCUGGUCACAGUACUUCUGUGGAAUAAGUGUUCCAGUGACAAGACGAUCCAGUUUCCACGGCACCUGAGUAGUGGCCUCAGAGUGGAUGGACUCGAGAAGAGGGCAGUGGCGUCUGAGAGCGACAGCUACGUGAAGCACCUGGCCCGACAGCAGUCCGAGGAGGCCUUCCCUCCCGAGCAGCAGAAAGCGCCCCCUGUCGUGGGAAACAAGGUGUUGGGGCUCAAGUAUGAAGAAAUCGACUGUCUCAUAAAUGAUGAACACACAAUUAAAGGGAGACGAGAGGGGAAUGAAGUCUUUCUUCCAUUCACUUGGGUGGAGAAAUAUUUCGAUGUUUAUGGGAAGGUGGUCCAGUACGAUGGCUACGAUCGGUUUGAGUUCUCUCACAGCUACUCCAAGGUUUAUGCGCAGAGAGCCCCUUACCACCCCGACGGUGUGUUCAUGUCCUUCGAAGGCUACAACGUGGAAGUCCGAGACAGAGUCAAGUGCAUCAGUGGGGUUGAAGGUGUGCCAUUAUCUACACAGUGGGGACCUCAAGGGUAUUUCUACCCAAUCCAGAUUGCACAGUACGGGCUGAGUCAUUACAGCAAGAAUCUGACCGAGAAGCCGCCGCACAUAGAGGUCUAUGAGACAGCAGAGGACAGGGACAAGGGCAGCAAGGCUAGCGACUGGACCGUGCCCAAGGGCUGCUUUAUGGCCAGUGUGGCUGACAAGGCCAGAUUCACCAAUGUGAAGCAGUUCAUUGCUCCAGAAACCAGUGAAGGUGUGUCCUUGCCACUGGGAAACACGAGAGACUUUAUCAUCUCAUUUGACCUCAAGUUCUUGACAAACGGGAGCGUGUCCGUGGUUCUAGAGACAACGGAGAAGAACCAGCUCUUCACCGUGCACUACGUCUCCAACACCCAGCUAAUAGCUCUCAAAGACAGAGACGUUUACUACGGCAUCGGGCCCAGAACCUCGUGGAGUACAGUCACCAGGGACCUGGUCACGGACCUCAGGAAAGGAGUGGGUCUUUCCAACACAAAAGCCGUCAAGCCAACCAAAAUCAUGCCCAAAAAGGUGGUCAGGCUGAUCGCCAAAGGGAAGGGCUUCCUCGACAACAUCACCAUCUCCACCACAGCGCACAUGGCCGCCUUCUUCGCCGCAAGUGACUGGCUGGUGAGGAAUCAGGAUGAGAGAGGCGGCUGGCCGAUAAUGGUGACCCGCAAGUUAGGGGAAGGGUUCAAGUCUUUAGAGCCAGGGUGGUACUCUGCCAUGGCCCAAGGGCAAGCCAUUUCUACGCUCGUCAGGGCCUAUCUGUUAACAAAAGACCACAUCUUCCUCAAUUCAGCUUUAAGGGCGACAGCCCCUUACAAGUACCUGUCGGAGCAGCACGGAGUGAAGGCCGUUUUCAUGAACAAACACGACUGGUAUGAAGAAUACCCAACCACACCCAGCUCCUUCGUCCUGAACGGCUUUAUGUAUUCUUUAAUUGGGCUGUACGACUUAAAAGAAACUGCAGGGGAAAAACUCGGCCAAGAAGCGAGGUCCUUGUACGAGCGUGGCAUGGAGUCCCUGAAAGCCAUGCUCCCUCUGUAUGACACCGGCUCGGGCACCAUCUAUGACCUGCGACACUUCAUGCUGGGCAUCGCACCCAACCUGGCCCGCUGGGACUACCACACCACCCACAUCAACCAGCUGCAGCUGCUCAGCACCAUUGAUGAGUCACCCGUCUUCAAGGAGUUUGUCAAGAGGUGGAAGAGCUACCUGAAAGGCAGCAGGGCCAAGCACAACUAGGGCUGCCAGCCCGGAGCCUGCGCCAGCCUCUGCUACCCAUGGGAGCCCCGGGCUCCGGCCGGCAGGGCGUGGGCACGUUUUAAAAGGCUGUGCGCCGGCUGUUUGCGGAUGACAUCAGAGCCAUCAGUGACUCUUCAAGGCAGCCUUCUGAAGCACCUGCAUUCCACGAGCUGGCCUUUUAACUCAGGAAGUGGCCUUGAACGGAGAGUGUUUAGUCAGUGGGCCAUAACAAUGCCCUGGCCUGUUGCCACGUCCAGUUCCCCGGAUGGUCCAGACGUGCUGAGCUUGCCCAGGCCAGCCUAGGACAAAACUCUUUUAAAAUGUGAUUAUAUUUAUAUUUAUAUUGAAAGCAGACUUUGAAAACGAAGUGUGUGCUGUCAUUCCGUAACUGUGUCUUCGUAGCCUGGAUGGUGGGUCAUGUUCAGCUUCUUCUCUGUAGCUUCAUUUCUUGGGAGUCAGUGAGCUCUUGUUGCAUUUGUUCAAUUUGCUGAAUACAUGGAGAAUAUUUUGGAUUACGAUUUUCUUCAAAAUGUGCAAAUCAAAAACACACCCAGUGUUCAGGCGUCACAGUUCUAUAACGUAAGCACAACUAAAACAAAGUAUGUUGACUGCACAAGGGAUUACACAACGUUUCAGUUUUAUAAAACUUGACCUACAAUCAGUAAGAGUUUGAUAAUCAGUGUGUCCUUCCUGCACACCAUGGUGAUGCCGUCUGCUUGUCACUGUCUAGAACCCUGUUCUCUCCUCUCAGACUGCACCGGAGAGUCCUGUCCAUCUUGGGGACGUGAUUUGGGAUGUUUAUUACGAACCCGAGUCUGGGAAGGAGCUGGUGAUUUCAAGUCCACUGCCACUCCCUCUUCGGUCUCUUUCCCCCCCGUAAGGACAGACACUCGGUUAGAGAUGACGGGAGAGAGUCAGUGGAGUCGAGCAUCCCUUAGCAAACCACGGGUUCUGUGUGCUGGUGUUGGAACGGCCGGCUGUCACAAGAGAUGCUGCCGAGAGUGCUAGCCGUGGGUGGUCAGGUCUUUCCUUGGGGUGUUCAGCCCCUGCCGUACCUCGCCUCGGGGGCUUCAGGCAGCGAGUUUAUACGAAGCAGGUGGUUCUGCCCUGACCCUGGCUUUCAGGCAUGGCAGUGUGCUGCGUCAAUACUGCCUCUUGCCCAGUGGAGACCAGGAGGCCCGCGUGUUCCUUCAGGGGACAGAGUUGACCAGCACAGCACAGCUUCACUGGGCCUGGGGUGCACACUGAAGAGCUGCCUGGGUUAACUUGCCUACACACAAGUCUUCAUUGAGUUUGGCCUACCAAGCACUGCUUAGAAACAGGAAAACAGAUCACAUGUUUAUGUAUAUAGUUUGUAAGAUGUAGCAUCAAAGGGGGCAGGAGUGAAGAAGGUGAAGAGCUGCCCGGAAUAUUAAACCAGCCAUAAAAAAGUGAGCGUAAGCUUCCGCUUUGUGUGACCACAACUCUUCAUUUUCCCCAGAACCAAAAGAGUUGUAGGUGAAUAUGCUCUCUCCCAGCCUUGGGCCUUCACACAAGCUGUUUCAGCAAUGUUUAGACUACAUCUUUUUUGUCUCAGCAAUAAAAAUGAGGACUCCCUCAUUUUUAUUUUGGGUGAUGCUGUUCAAAAAUAAACUUUGCCCUCUGGGAGCCCCCUUUCCUUUAUCCUAGUGUUAGGAUUUGCGGUGGGCCAGACUUGCGCUCUGAGUUUGCUUGCCAGUCUUGAGAUGUAGGGAGUCCGUGAGGACAGCAUGGUACCGCCUCUGCGGCAGACACCAGUGCCUUAACCGUGCGGCUGUCCUCUUGCCGGAGGGAGGCGAGGCUUCCCCCGCCCCGAGUGGCAGUGCCCUGCCGUUCCUGGUGGGUCACGCUGCCUUCCACGGGGCAGCAGCAGCCUGUUCGGGGUGUGAUCUCGGCCUGCUCCGAGAGCGUGAGGGGAACCU